AUGGAGUCUCUCCCUCUCCCGAUCCUCCUCUGCUCCCCCCUCCUCAUUCUCCUCCACGCCCCCACAUCCAAAUCGGACCCCCUCUCUAUCAACUGCCCCACCGACGCGAACUACACGGCGAACAGCACCUUCCAGUCGAACCUCAACCUCCUCCUGUCUUCCCUCCCCUCCGCCGCCGCCCCGUCCGGCUUCUACAACACCACGGUCGGUCCAAGCGGCGCCGACCAAGUCUACGGCCUCGCGUUAUGCCGCGGCGACGUCUCCUCUGCCGAAUGCAACACCUGCCUGACUACGGCCGCGCAAGACGCUGUCGCAAAGUGCCCGCGCGGCAUGUCGAACACCCUGUGGUAUGACAAAUGCAUGCUGCGCUACUCCAACUAUAGCUUCUUUGGCAUCGCCGACAGCUCGGCUCAGUUGUACAUGUGGAACAUGCAGAACGUCACGGAUCUGCAGCUAUUUGACGACCAGCUGGGGCACCUGAUGAACAAUUUGGCCACGGAAGCGGCCUACGGGUCGGGGCGGCCGCCGAUGUUCGCGGCAGGAAAAGCCAACUUCACGAACUUUUUGAAUAUAUACGCGACGGUGCAGUGCACGAGGGACCAGACGCCGGACGGCUGCUACGGGUGCUUGACGACUUACAUCGGUAACAUCCCGGCCUGCUGCGGCACGAAGCAAGGCGGGAGGAUACUAGGAGAGACUUGCACCAUCCGGUUUGAAGUUUAUCCGUUUUAUAAUUUGUCGGCCGUCGAGAACGCGGCGAUCGCACCGCCGCCGCCGCUACCGCCACCGGCAGGGUCGAGUCAGAACACGGGUAACGGAAGCAGUCAAACGGGCGGUAAGGGUAGCGGAGGAAUUAAUGGAACUACAAAGACAAUUAUUGUUGUUGCCAUUUCUGUGGUUGCUGCUGCAUUGUUGCUCCUGUCUGCUAUCUUUCUCUGCCUGAGAAUAAGAAAGAAACAAAGAAAACGAGUUAGAAAUGCUCUGAUCACAAAUGGAGGAGAUGAGCAGGAAAUUAGAAGCGCGGAAUCUCUGUUGUUUGAUUUUGCCACAAUAAGAGCUGCCACAAGCAACUUCUCAGAGGCAAAUAAGUUAGGGGAAGGUGGAUUUGGACCAGUGUAUAAGGGCAUACUACAAGAUGGGCAGCAAAUAGCAGUGAAGAGGCUCUCAGUGAGCUCGGUACAGGGGCUUGUUGAGCUGAAAAAUGAAGUGGUGCUUGUAGCAAAGCUUCAGCACAGGAAUCUGGUGAGGCUAAUUGGUUGCUGCUUGGAAGAGCAAGAAAAGCUUCUUAUCUAUGAGUACCUGCCCAACACAAGUCUUGAUAAGUUUCUCUUCGGUAACACAGGGGAUUCUCUCUUGUGGGGGGAGUCGUACACUUCUACCCACUUCUGCGGGAUUGUUUGAAGGUCAACAGUCAACGAGGUCCCACCCGGACGGCAGAUACAU
Ananas comosus (pineapple) is the source of this 1443-nucleotide messenger RNA. RefSeq names its product cysteine-rich receptor-like protein kinase 25. Gene Ontology annotation, biological process: protein phosphorylation. NCBI's taxonomy places the organism in Eukaryota, Viridiplantae, Streptophyta, Magnoliopsida, Poales, Bromeliaceae. The record is from RefSeq and is a predicted model, not a curated record. Gene Ontology annotation, molecular function: protein kinase activity; ATP binding. The transcript has 5 exons. Bases 1 to 1401 code for a protein of 466 amino acids.